Messenger RNA from Scatophagus argus, 2161 nucleotides. RefSeq names its product fibrinogen-like protein 1. The record is from RefSeq and is a predicted model, not a curated record. Bases 797 to 1804 code for a protein of 335 amino acids. Gene Ontology annotation, biological process: regulation of immune response; negative regulation of T cell activation. The transcript has 7 exons. NCBI's taxonomy places the organism in Eukaryota, Metazoa, Chordata, Actinopteri, Scatophagidae.
UAAUUUGCUAAAUUCUUGGAGACCUGUCAUCGGUUUACAAACAGAAUUGUGACCUAACCAGGAACAGUGCUAUUCUGGGGUCUCAUGUUUAUGCUAAGGGAAGCUAGCAGGCAUACAAAUGGUGUCAAUAUUCUCAUCUAACUAUGGCAAGAAAGCGAAUGAGGUCACUUCUCAAAAAUGCUGUGAGUGUUCAGAACUAACAUUCAGAGGUGUUCAGCUGUUUGCAACAUGUAUUGGAAAGGACACAAAUACUGCUCAUCAACAAAAUGUCUACUUGACACUCACAGAGAAUACUAGCUGGAUAAGUGACCAUAAAAAACAGGAAAAUUAAAGAGCUGUUGAGUGGAGAACACAAGUGAGGACGAGGCAGAUGGCAGAUCACAUACAAAACAAAAGACUGAUCUGAGGAUGUUGAGCAACACUUUAUGAUGCACUGCUGACAUAGUCCCCUCUGAUCAAAUGCAUAUGUUUGCAGAGAAAUGUGGUCUUUCACAUUACUUUGUUAUAACACUUCCAUAUUCUAUAAUCUUUUCUAUUCUGUUCCAUUACGUAAGGAAAAAAAUAGAAAGAGAGGGGCGGAUUAUUGUGAAAGUGCAGCUGCUUUUGGAAAGUGUACAUCUGUACUUGACACUCCCUGCAUAUUUUGUAUAUUUUAUGACUGUAGAGAAUCAGGUAUUUUGACAGUUUCUGUUUCUCCUUGAGCACAGCUUUGGAUCCAGCUUUUACAAAUCUAACUUGCUCAGAGUGAAUAUCAACCACAUUCAACUAAAUUCUGUGAAGCAGAAGUGUUUUUUUCAUGACUUUUUAUCUUUCAGCUUUGUGCUGCCCAAACAAGAGGACGAUGGAAGGCCAGCUGCUGCUGCUACUGAUGGUCAUCACAGCUUGUUCUCAGUCUCUCUGUGUGUCAGACAGCUGCCAUGAGGAGGCGGCUCGUCUGCGGGAACAGGAGAAGCGCCUGAAGGGCCAGCUUCAGAAACAAGAACUCCUCCUACACAGACUGCAGCUGCUCAGCCAGCCUGGCACCAAGGACAAAGGCUUACCCGACCAGAGCCAGGACACCCAGUACGCAGACUGUUCCCAGCUCUUCUGUUCUGGCUUCAAAUCCAGUGGUUUCUACACCAUCAAACCCCAAGGCAGCCCGUCUCAAGUCAGAGUCUACUGCGACAUGAGUGAUGGAGGUGGCUGGAUUGUGAUUCAGAGACGGAUCGAUGGAACAGAAAAGUUUAAUAGGUCCUGGGCAGAGUAUAAGGUUGGUUUUGGAGACACAGAUACAGAACUGGGAGAAUUUUGGCUCGGCAAUGACAACCUGCAUUACAUCACUGCACAAGGGAAUUAUUCUCUGAGGAUUAACCUGGAAGACUUUGAUGGUAACCAGCGCUAUGCCGAGUACAAGAACUUCAAAGUGGCUAAUGAAAAGGAUCACUACCGACUUACAUUUGGAACCUAUGUCGGUACAGCUGGGGAUGCUCUGUCUGGAAGUUAUCAGGUUGGUGUGUCAGAGUGGGCCAGUCACCAGGGCAUCAAAUUCAGCACCUAUGACCAGGACCAUGAUAACUAUGAUGGAAACUGUGCCCAGGAAGACAAGGGAGGCUGGUGGUUCAACAAGUGUCACUCAGCCCAUCUUAAUGGUGUGUACUACCCCAAAGGGCACUACAGUGCACUGACAGAUGAUGGUGUCAUUUGGUACACAUGGAAAGGAUGGUGGUACUCCCUGAAGAUCAGCAUCAUGAAGCUUCGGCCCACUGACAUCAGUAUUGACCCUAUUGAUGAUCCCAAUGCUGUUCACCACACACCACUUUCCUAGAGCAGACAUGAGCAGGUCUCACAUCUUCUCAGCUUGACUAUUUUGGAACAAAACACUGUCAAACAUAUUAUUGGUGUGAAAUUAUAUUUUAACUGGAAAUAUGAUUUCACACCAACACAUAUCUUGUAAUCCUCUCAAAUACUUAAUAGUAUGUAGUAUUUCUCACAUUAAAGCACACAACCCAACUGGCAACUGGUAACAAACAUACUUCCUGUGCUAUCAGAUCACUGUGCUAUGUGGGUGGAGCAGAUUAGCAGGCACAAAGUAGCAUUAGUAUAGCCAAGAUGAACCAAACAUUAAUUCACCCAGGGAAGGCAAAGUAUGUUAUGCCAUAAUGAUUGCCUGACGCAGGCAGAA